Messenger RNA from Closterium sp. Yama58-4, 4422 nucleotides. The record is from the annotation of a GenBank genome assembly. Lineage: Eukaryota; Viridiplantae; Streptophyta; Zygnematophyceae; Desmidiales; Closteriaceae.
AUGCCCAAGGGUGGUCGCGCUGUGCCUCCCGCAAUCGAAGGAAGACAGUCAGCAGCCAUUUUCCAAUGCUCGCGUGACGGUGCAAUCGCUGUUCUCUCGAAAUGGGCCGCGCAUGGGUUUGCUGCAGAAGUCACGAUUGCUGGAAAUGUAAUAUGGAAGCAACGAUCACGGCUUCACUGCAAGGCGGAAGAAUCGGCGGAAGCGGCGGCUAUUGCGCCUCCCGCGUGCGCUCGUACGCUCCGCUGCCGCCUUGAGGAUGGAUUUCAGAGACGGCUAGCCGCUUUCAGCAGGUUCUGGAUCGAAUCGCGGAUCGCGCGAAUGCGAGCUAGCCCCCAGAGGUCCUUUACACAUCCUGCAAGACGCCAUUAUUCAACAAAUACGUGCUCGCGCUGCCGCACAACCCCCAUAUUUCCCUCUGUUCAUCUUUCCCUCUGUUCCUCUUUCUCCUUUCCUGUGUAUUUCCCACCGCCAACUCGCUUCCUCGCUCUCUUCCUUGCUUUCUUCCUGAUUACCUUCGUCUUUCCCUCUCAUGCAUCCACAAUCCCCUAUAUCCUUUAUUUCUUAUCCUCAUUCCUUUCCUCUUGUUUUCUCUUCACGCCAGACGCCAUUAUUCAACAAAAACGUGCUCGCGCUGCUGCACAACCCCCGUAUUUCCCUCUGUUCAUCUUUCCCUCUGUUCAUCUUUCCCUCUGUUCAUCUUUCCCUCUGUUCAUCUUUCCCUCUGUUCAUCUUUCCCUCUGUUCAUCUUUCCCUCUGUUCAUCUUUCCCUCUGUUCAUCUUUCCCUCUGUUCAUCUUUCCCUCUGUUCAUCUUUCCCUCUGUUCAUCUUUCCCUCUGUUCAUCUUUCCCUCUGUUCAUCUUUCCCUCUGUUCAUCUUUCCCUCUGUUCAUCUUUCCCUCUGUUCAUCUUUCCCUCUGUUCAUCUUUCCCUCUGUUCAUCUUUCCCUCUGUUCAUCUUUCCCUCUGUUCAUCUUUCCCUCUGUUCAUCUUUCCCUCUGUUCAUCUUUCCCUCUGUUCAUCUUUCCCUCUGUUCAUCUUUCCCUCUGUUCAUCUUUCCCUCUGUUCAUCUUUCCCUCUGUUCAUCUUUCCCUCUGUUCAUCUUUCCCUCUGUUCAUCUUUCCCUCUGUUCAUCUUUCCCUCUGUUCAUCUUUCCCUCUGUUCAUCUUUCCCUCUGUUCAUCUUUCCCUCUGUUCAUCUUUCCCUCUGUUCAUCUUUCCCUCUGUUCAUCUUUCCCUCUGUUCAUCUUUCCCUCUGUUCAUCUUUCCCUCUGUUCAUCUUUCCCUCUGUUCAUCUUUCCCUCUGUUCAUCUUUCCCUCUGUUCAUCUUUCCCUCUGUUCAUCUUUCCCUCUGUUCAUCUUUCCCUCUGUUCAUCUUUCCCUCUGUUCAUCUUUCCCUCUGUUCAUCUUUCCCUCUGUUCAUCUUUCCCUCUGUUCAUCUUUCCCUCUGUUCAUCUUUCCCUCUGUUCAUCUUUCCCUCUGUUCAUCUUUCCCUCUGUUCAUCUUUCCCUCUGUUCAUCUUUCCCUCUGUUCAUCUUUCCCUCUGUUCAUCUUUCCCUCUGUUCAUCUUUCCCUCUGUUCAUCUUUCCCUCUGUUCAUCUUUCCCUCUGUUCAUCUUUCCCUCUGUUCAUCUUUCCCUCUGUUCAUCUUUCCCUCUGUUCAUCUUUCCCUCUGUUCAUCUUUCCCUCUGUUCAUCUUUCCCUCUGUUCAUCUUUCCCUCUGUUCAUCUUUCCCUCUGUUCAUCUUUCCCUCUGUUCAUCUUUCCCUCUGUUCAUCUUUCCCUCUGUUCAUCUUUCCCUCUGUUCAUCUUUCCCUCUGUUCAUCUUUCCCUCUGUUCAUCUUUCCCUCUGUUCAUCUUUCCCUCUGUUCCUCUUUCUCCUUUCCUGUGUAUUUCCCACCGCCAACUCGCUUCCUCGCUCUCUUCCUUGCUUUCUUCCUGAUUACCUUCGUCUUUCCCUCUCAUGCAUCCACAAUCCCCUAUAUCCUUUAUUUCUUAUCCUCAUUCCCUUCCUCUUGUUUUCUCUUCACGCUAGACGCCAUUAUUCAACAAAAACGUGCUCGCGCUGCUGCACAACCCCCGUAUUUCCCUCUGUUCAUCUUUCCCUCUGUUCAUCUUUCCCUCUGUUCAUCUUUCCCUCUGUUCAUCUUUCCCUCUGUUCAUCUUUCCCUCUGUUCAUCUUUCCCUCUGUUCAUCUUUCCCUCUGUUCAUCUUUCCCUCUGUUCAUCUUUCCCUCUGUUCAUCUUUCCCUCUGUUCAUCUUUCCCUCUGUUCAUCUUUCCCUCUGUUCAUCUUUCCCUCUGUUCAUCUUUCCCUCUGUUCAUCUUUCCCUCUGUUCAUCUUUCCCUCUGUUCCUCUUUCUCCUUUCCUGUGUAUUUCCCACCGCCAACUCGCUUCCUCGCUCUCUUCCUUGCUUUCUUCCUGAUUACCUUCGUCUUUCCCUCUCAUGCAUCCACAAUCCCCUAUAUCCUUUAUUUCUUAUCCUCAUUUCCUUCCUCUUGUUUUCUCUUCACGCCAGACGCCAUUAUUCAACAAAAACGUGCUCGCGCUGCUGCACAACCCCCGUAUUUCCCUCUGUUCAUCUUUCCCUCUGUUCAUCUUUCCCUCUGUUCAUCUUUCCCUCUGUUCAUCUUUCCCUCUGUUCAUCUUUCCCUCUGUUCAUCUUUCCCUCUGUUCAUCUUUCCCUCUGUUCAUCUUUCCCUCUGUUCAUCUUUCCCUCUGUUCAUCUUUCCCUCUGUUCAUCUUUCCCUCUGUUCAUCUUUCCCUCUGUUCAUCUUUCCCUCUGUUCAUCUUUCCCUCUGUUCAUCUUUCCCUCUGUUCAUCUUUCCCUCUGUUCAUCUUUCCCUCUGUUCAUCUUUCCCUCUGUUCAUCUUUCCCUCUGUUCAUCUUUCCCUCUGUUCAUCUUUCCCUCUGUUCAUCUUUCCCUCUGUUCAUCUUUCCCUCUGUUCAUCUUUCCCUCUGUUCAUCUUUCCCUCUGUUCAUCUUUCCCUCUGUUCAUCUUUCCCUCUGUUCAUCUUUCCCUCUGUUCAUCUUUCCCUCUGUUCAUCUUUCCCUCUGUUCAUCUUUCCCUCUGUUCAUCUUUCCCUCUGUUCAUCUUUCCCUCUGUUCAUCUUUCCCUCUGUUCAUCUUUCCCUCUGUUCAUCUUUCCCUCUGUUCAUCUUUCCCUCUGUUCAUCUUUCCCUCUGUUCAUCUUUCCCUCUGUUCAUCUUUCCCUCUGUUCAUCUUUCCCUCUGUUCAUCUUUCCCUCUGUUCAUCUUUCCCUCUGUUCAUCUUUCCCUCUGUUCAUCUUUCCCUCUGUUCCUCUUUCUCCUUUCCUGUGUAUUUCCCACCGCCAACUCGCUUCCUCGCUCUCUUCCUUGCUUUCUUCCUGAUUACCUUCGUUUUUCCCUCUCAUGCAUCCACAAUCCCCUAUAUCCUUUAUUUCUUAUCCUCAUUCCCUUCCUCUUGUUUUCUCUUCACGCCAGACGCCAUUAUUCAACAAAAACGUGCUCGCGCUGCUGCACAACCCCCGUAUUUCCCUCUGUUCAUCUUUCCCUCUGUUCAUCUUUCCCUCUGUUCAUCUUUCCCUCUGUUCAUCUUUCCCUCUGUUCAUCUUUCCCUCUGUUCAUCUUUCCCUCUGUUCAUCUUUCCCUCUGUUCAUCUUUCCCUCUGUUCAUCUUUCCCUCUGUUCAUCUUUCCCUCUGUUCAUCUUUCCCUCUGUUCAUCUUUCCCUCUGUUCAUCUUUCCCUCUGUUCAUCUUUCCCUCUGUUCAUCUUUCCCUCUGUUCAUCUUUCCCUCUGUUCAUCUUUCCCUCUGUUCAUCUUUCCCUCUGUUCAUCUUUCCCUCUGUUCAUCUUUCCCUCUGUUCAUCUUUCCCUCUGUUCAUCUUUCCCUCUGUUCAUCUUUCCCUCUGUUCAUCUUUCCCUCUGUUCAUCUUUCCCUCUGUUCAUCUUUCCCUCUGUUCAUCUUUCCCUCUGUUCAUCUUUCCCUCUGUUCAUCUUUCCCUCUGUUCAUCUUUCCCUCUGUUCAUCUUUCCCUCUGUUCAUCUUUCCCUCUGUUCAUCUUUCCCUCUGUUCAUCUUUCCCUCUGUUCAUCUUUCCCUCUGUUCAUCUUUCCCUCUGUUCAUCUUUCCCUCUGUUCAUCUUUCCCUCUGUUCAUCUUUCCCUCUGUUCAUCUUGAUGUUGCUCUCUCUCUUCAUCUGCCCUGCGGAGGAGAAGCUGUAGAUGCAGUGGGGUGGGUUGCGGUGUAUGCUGAGGCAGGCAGGCAGGCAUGCAUCGAGGUACGUCCUGGGAUUAAUGUUAGUGACAGAGCUGGCAGUAGCAGAGGGCAAAUCAAAUCUGAGAGUGACCUGAGGGAAGCCCUGACUCGCUUCGGCUCCAUCCUGCUGACGAGCUUCACUUCAGAUUUUUUUCCGCUGCGCCCUAGCAGAGCUUCUUUCGCCAUGAAACGAUAA